Molecule: messenger RNA, 1731 nt
Organism: Pestalotiopsis fici W106-1
Lineage: Eukaryota; Fungi; Ascomycota; Sordariomycetes; Amphisphaeriales; Sporocadaceae
Exons: 2
Coding region: 1-1731 (576 amino acids)
Molecular function (GO): oxidoreductase activity; FAD binding
Source: RefSeq, a predicted model, not a curated record
AUGUCUCGAAAAGUCGUUUCAUAUCUCAAUGCUUGGUUGUUCGCCACUGGCAUUGGACUCUUUCUCGAAAUUGGGCGGGGAGAAACCAUCUCCUGCAAGCCUGCAUUAGGCGACCUGGAAUGGCCCAGCCAGGACAAGUGGGCAGCACUCAACGCCUCAGUAGGUGGGCGCCUGAUUCAGUCGGUCCCAUUGGCGACUGUAUGCCACGGCAAAGAAUACCGCGAAAAAAGCUGCAAGCAACUGCAGGAAUCUUGGAUCUAUGCAGCGCCACACAUCGAGGACCCUUCGUCAAUCUAUUCGCCAUUCUGGCUUAACAACAGCUGCAGCCCAUUUACUAGCAAAAAUGCUAGUUGUACAUUGGGCAACUUGGUCACGUACACCAUCAAUGUUUCUUCAGCUGCAGACGUGAUCAAAGGUCUACAGUUUGCGAAGGAAACUGGAGUGCGGCUUGUUGUGAAGAACACCGGUCAUGACUUUCUUGGACGGUCGACUGGCAGAUAUGGACUCGGACUGUGGAUGCACCAUCUCAAAAACGUUUCGUUUCUUGACUAUGACGGACCUGAACACCAGGGAAUGGCUGUCCGAAUAGGUGCCGGAGUCGAGGCCCAGGAAUUGAAUACUGCUUGCAGUGCGCAAGGCGUCAGAACGGUCACUGGCUGGUGCCCCAGUGUGGGGAUUGCCGGAGGUUACACCCAAGGAGGUGGUCAUGGGCCACUGGCAAGUGCCUAUGGCCUCGCCGCAGAUAACACACUUGCAUUCGAAGUCGUGACAGCAAGAGGUGAGCAUAUCAUCGCAAGCAGGUCAGACCACGCUGAACUAUACUGGGCGCUCAGCGGGGGCGGUGCCGGCACAUAUGCUGUCGUGAUCUCGCAAAUAAGCAAGGUCCAUCCGGAUGGUCUAAUUGGUGGCGCGUCCCUUACGCUGGUGCAUAAUGGUUCGAGCGUGUUCUGGGAGGAGAUACUACCAAAGUGGCAGCUGCUGCUACUUGAACUCGAGCAGCUGGAGGGAUUCUCCAGUGGGUUUACAGCCACGCAUACGACUUUCGAUAUUGCGUUCAUUACAUGGCCUGGACAUACAGGCGAUGAAAUCUCGAAGCAAGUGUCACCAUUUCUGAGACUUUUGGAUUUCAAGGGGCUUCCCUACGGCUAUACGAGCUCUACAAAACAAAGCUAUGUCGACCAUUUUGCAAAUUACAGCCCACCCGACUAUCCAGAUUUUGGUGUUGUGGGAGGACGUUUGAUACCACGAACCACUAUCAGGAAUAAUAGUGUCGGUAUCGCGUUAGCGAUACGCAACAUCACAUCGGAUAGCGAUUUCACGGCAGUUGGGGGGCAGGUCAAUGUCUCGCACGCAGCAGUUGGUAAUCAACCAGGCGAAAAUGCAAUUAUACCAGCGUGGCGGGAGAGUUUGUAUACCUUGAACAUUGUGGGAUCUUGGAAUCCCACCGGUUCCAUCGAAUCACUGCAAUCUCUGCAGUCUACCAUGAAUACAAAUGUUGUCCAGGUGCUUCGGCCGCUCACACCGGGGAGUGGGUCUUAUUCGAACGAGGCAACUUUUGACCUCCCGACUUGGAAGGAAGAUUUUUUUGGGGAGAAUUUUGAGAGGCUCUUGAAGAUCAAGAACAGAUACGAUCCGGAUGGUGUACUCUACGGACCUGCUACAGUGGGAAGUGAUAAGUGGAAAGUUGCACAAGAUGGGCGGUUGUGUCAGACCAUGAAUGAAUCAAAAUAA